AUGCGAACACUGGUCGAGUACACGUCGGUGGCCGAUGCGAUCAUUGGCUUUCAGUCGCUCGAUCCCGGCUACGUCUUCAACUUGAUGACGUUGUACUGCUGGGCCGACUUUGAGAAGCGCUGGGAGGUCGCUCAUACGGCGGCACGUCAAGCGCGAUGCGGCGCUGUAAUGACCGAGAAUGGCGCCGUGUACCUCGAGCCGUACCUUCGCAACGUCAACUGGGACGUGUGGUAUCCGAUCUACGGUGCCAGUGUCGACGCUGCGGUCGCCGACGCGAUUACGAUUACGUCGGAAGGUCGUGACUGGUACAAGAGUCUCCAGAACGCGUAUCAGUCUCUGGCUGAAGAAGCAGCGUACUGGAAAUCGCACCAGAUUUCGCACUUUCGGCUGCAGUGGAGCAACGACAAUCAGUUUGGCGUGCAAGAGUCGAUCUCGGUCGUCAACAUGCUCGGAUGGCAACAAGAUCUGACGAUUCAGUCGGUCGCUUACGCCGCCCGAAGCUCCAAGUGGACAACGUUUACGCUCAACUGGGCAUUUUUCGACGACCUCUGGGGCUCGGCCGUCACCAACGCCAGCCUUGUGCGCAGAGCCAGCAACUUUAUGGGUGACGCGUCGAUGGAGAGGCUCCUCAACCUCUACCCGUUCACGCCCGCAAGCGUCAUCAUCCACAACACGCUCGGGCCCUUUCUCAACGUUGAUUUGAUGAUGGUGGCGCCACCUGCGCAGCUCGUCAAUGCGUACGUGGCCAUGGAAGCCGCGCUGGUCGAAGCACUUCAAACCGACCGACCGCUCUUAAACCUCUACGCGGCGUUGCCAGCACCACUGCUGGAUCCCGUGCCGCUCUCAUGGCAGAGAUCCAGCUACACCUUCUUUGGCGGCAGUCCGCUCUGCCCGUUUGGCUCUGGUGCAGCCUUUGUGCAGCCGUCCUUUACCUUUGACGAUACGUGCGGCAGUCAAGUGCCGAGCCGCUUCCUUGUGGAGCCUUUGCCGGCGCAGCUGCUCGCCUUGCAGUGCUGCCUCGGCUGGUGUGUGCAGCUCACUCGCGACCCAAACCUCAGUCAUUGCCAAUAAGCUGCUGACGAACGCUACGCUCUCUGGCCUACUGACGCCAACAGUCCAAGCUGCUGCUGAUGCCAUCCAGCAUCUCAACGUCGAGAUCAUCCAGUUUGCACGGACCCCGGGGGGGACUGAAACUGUCUUGCGCCAGCCGCUGCUGGGUGAUGACACGUGGUCGUUCAUGGGCUACGUGGCGCUGCACGAGUGGGUCAAUGGCUACCG
Molecule: messenger RNA, 1278 nt
Organism: Saprolegnia diclina VS20
Lineage: Eukaryota; Oomycota; Saprolegniomycetes; Saprolegniales; Saprolegniaceae
Exons: 2
Coding region: 1-1071 (356 amino acids)
Source: RefSeq, a predicted model, not a curated record